This is a messenger RNA of Nicotiana tabacum (common tobacco), 968 nucleotides long. Lineage: Eukaryota; Viridiplantae; Streptophyta; Magnoliopsida; Solanales; Solanaceae. The record is from RefSeq and is a predicted model, not a curated record.
CAAAACACCUCGCAUUCUCUCUACAUAAGAAGACUAUAUAGGACUUUGUCUGAAAAUAAUUUCACUUACCAAAAACCCCACUCAGCAAAACCAAACGACUGCCAAAACCCCACCCAUAAACCUCCGUCCUCCGCCGCCGUAAACCACCGUGUUCCACCACCAGUAUCAUAUACAAUUUUUUGUUAACUUUUAUAAAAAAAUCAAGAAUCUCUCAAGUUAGCGUAUUUUUUGAUUGGUGGGGUUUUGUGAAAAGUGAUAAGCAGCUAAAAGGGUGUCUUGGGUAAUGGUUGAAGAAGCUAAAAGACUGAGCUUUUCUGUUUCUUGAAUUUGCAAAGGCAAAGAGGACGGCGUCGUUUUUAGGCUGUGCAGUGAUGAUGAAGAUUCGCUUGAUUCUUUUGCGAUUCCUUUUUAUGUUAUUGGUGAUCUUCACUCCUAAUGCUCAACUGACUGCAAGAGCAUUCACUGGAACUUAUGGAAUUAACUAUGGGAGAAUCGCAGAUAACAUCCCUUCACCUGAUAAAGUGGUUAAACUCCUUCGAGCAGCAAAAAUUAAGAAUGUUAGAAUAUAUGAUGCAGAUCCCAGUGUCCUUAAUGCCUUUAAAGGGACAGGGCUUGAGUUGGUGGUUGGACUUCCGAAUGGAUUUGUAAAAGAAAUGAGUGCUAAUGCAGAUCAUGCUCUGACUUGGGUAAAAGAUAAUGUGAAGGCAUUCCUUCCCGAUACCCGCAUUGUCGGCAUCGCUGUGGGAAAUGAAGUUUUGGGGGGCAGUGACAACGAACUAGAGAUAGCUCUUCUGAAUGCUGUAAAGAAUGUAUAUAAUGCAACACGAAAGCUCGGGAUAAGUGACGUUGUUCAGAUAUCGACUGCGCACUCACAGGCCGUCUUUGUUAAUUCAUUCCCUCCCUCCGCGUGUAUAUUUAAAGACGGUGUUGCUCAGUUGAUGAAGCCACUUUUACAGUUAUUCUCAGAA